Molecule: messenger RNA, 1928 nt
Organism: Setaria italica (foxtail millet)
Lineage: Eukaryota; Viridiplantae; Streptophyta; Magnoliopsida; Poales; Poaceae
Product: protein MALE DISCOVERER 2
Exons: 7
Coding region: 364-1746 (460 amino acids)
Biological process (GO): protein phosphorylation
Molecular function (GO): protein kinase activity; ATP binding
Source: RefSeq, a predicted model, not a curated record
UCUCGGCAUGCUGGGAAGCCUUUACAGCCUUACAGGUAGCGUAGGGUAGGUCCUUGAUAGCUCUUCGUCUUCGUUGGCUUCUCGUAUUCAUUUGAUCUGAUUCCAUCCUCGUAGCGUAGCCUUCUCUUUAUGCAUUUGUUGCCGCUUUGGUUUGCUUUCUGGGAUGGGACAGACAAAUGAUGCGUUUCUUGAGGUGUUAUGCAAUCCAAACCAAUCCACAGCGCAAAAAGAUCUGAGCUUUCCGACAUCUACCUAGCUAGCUAGCUUGCUUGCUUGCUUGUACAAUAAUAUUCGAAUCAGAGCUGGGUCUGCAGUAGAGAGAAGAGGUUUGAGCUCUUUCUUUGGGCGGACCUGGGGACAGAUAUGGAGACGCGCAGCACCAGAGCUGCGGCCUACUUGCUAUUCUUCUUCUUGCUCGUGCCUCAGAGGCUUGGGUCUUGUGCCUUCAUCAAUCGACAAGGGAGACCUCUAUUGAGAUUUGGAGAGAGCACAGAAGAUGACCCAACUGGAUCUUUGUCCAAUCGGGGAGUGGGCUGCUCAGAUGAUGGCAAGGUGGUAGCCUUAACACCUGGAUGCUCCAUCCAGAGACGACUCCUACGUCCACAGGACCGCCAAGGCCCGGAAUCUUCUAUCCAUACAUCAGGAGAAACCCUGCUCAAGUCUACUGACCCUGAACCUGAACGAAAAAAGCUACCUCACUGGGCAAUCUACACAAUAGCCAUCAGUGGAGGAGCACUUGUCUUUGUGGCUGCAGCUGCUGCCACUACGUAUCUGCUCUUCUAUCGUCGGAAGAAGGAUACCACUGUCAUGCCAUGGUCUACUGGACUCAGUGGACCACUCCGGAAAGCCUUCGUGGCAGGUGUCCCUUCUCUUGGAAGGGCAGAGCUUCAGACAGCUUGUGAGGACUUCAUCAAUGUGAUUGGCUCUUCGUCUGAAUGCACACUGUAUAAGGGAACUCUGUCAAGUGGAGUUGAAAUAGCAGUAGUCUCCACUUCAGCUGACUCUGCCAAGGAUUGGUCAGACAGGUCUGAGGAGAAAUUUAAGAACAAGAUAUCUGUUUUGUCCAGAGUGAACCACAAGAACUUGAUGAACCUACUGGGUUACUGCACAAGUGAAGAGCCAUUCACAAGGAUGAUGGUGUUCGAGUAUGCUCCGUGUGGUUCCCUCUUUGAGCAUUUGCAUAUUCGAGAAGCAGAAGAUCUGGACUGGCCUACACGGCUGCGCAUCAUGAUGGGAGUAGCAUACUGCCUGGAGCACAUGAGCCAGCUGGAGCCACCUGUGAUGCCGGCAACCCUGAGCUCCUCGUCCAUCUACCUCACCGAGGACUACGCGGCUAAGAUCGCCGACAUCGACUUCUGCACGGACCACGACAAAGAUGCAGAGCUGCGAGAUGAACAGAGCGUCGUGUACAGGUUCGGCAUCCUGCUGCUGGAGCUGAUCUCCGGCCGGCUGCCAUUCUCGGAGGACCACGGCCUGCUCGUGCUCUGGGCUUCCAGCUACCUGGACGGCAAGAGGCCGCUGAAUGGCAUGGCUGAUCCCAUGCUGAGGUCGUCGGUGCCUGGCGAAGAUUUAGCGGCGCUGUGCGAUGUUGUGAGGGUGUGCAUAAACCCUGAGAGGGAGAAGAGAGCGGCCAUGGGCGAGGUGGCGAGGCUGAUGAGAGGCGUCACCGCCUUGUCGCCGGAGCAGGCCACCCCGAGGGACAACCCGCUCUGGUGGGCCGAGCUUCAGAUUGCCUCCGCGGCGUAGGAGUCCGGGUGAAAAAUUCAGUUUCUUUUGCUGUAUAAAUGCUACCACAUACUACACCUUUUGCCGCUGAUCACCGUGGACGUGCAAAUCUGUACAAAUGGAGAACAAGAAAUGGCAUUUGUAACUAGAAUGCACAAUAUUACACUACUCUUUCAAGACAUGCUGGGCAUAUCAAGUUUAUA